Brenthis ino (lesser marbled fritillary) is the source of this 624-nucleotide messenger RNA. Lineage: Eukaryota; Metazoa; Arthropoda; Insecta; Lepidoptera; Nymphalidae. The record is from the annotation of a GenBank genome assembly.
AUGAAAAUCGUCGCGAGUUCAAUAGCGCCACUGUCGCUCGGUUGUCAUCGCUCCGCGUGCGCCGCGCCCUGCGCGGCGAUCGUCACCAGCGGUGAUGUUCGACGGAAAGCCGUGAUAGAUAAUGAAGAAAUAAGUGACUAUUACGUCGGGCAGGACUUCAGCAUUUUAAGUAAUUCAAUCGAAAAUACGGACAACGAAGGUCUUGGAGUUGAAAAACCAGAAUCAACUUUACCCCCUGUAGCGGAAAUCAUAGUCAACCAAUUAAGGGGAAUAGCGCAGAAAAAUAAAAUACAAAAUCGCACUCAUAGAAUACGAGCUCUUGUUCCUGGCGAGCAUGCACAAUCCAACAAUAGUGAUAAAUCCGAAAAUAACAGUGACUACGAAUUGCCGCCACCUUCUCCAAGUCCAGUUUCAUCUUCUACGCCUUCCAUUAAUUCUUGUUUAGAACGCUUAGACCUCAAUAAUAGUCCCGAAUCUGAACAUAUUCAAAAUGAUGAUGAACAGCCGUUAGAACCAUCCGAUUUAUACCACUCCGAAGCUCUACAAUUAACUCUAGUUUUGCAGAAAACUUUCCCUAAUACACCAUCUAGAGAACUAAACUUUGAAAAAGUUCCAUCAUUAUCU